Messenger RNA from Lepidothrix coronata (blue-crowned manakin), 2574 nucleotides. It is a transcript of the gene RAD54L, whose product is annotated as RAD54-like (S. cerevisiae). Gene Ontology annotation, biological process: double-strand break repair via synthesis-dependent strand annealing; reciprocal meiotic recombination. The record is from RefSeq and is a predicted model, not a curated record. Lineage: Eukaryota; Metazoa; Chordata; Aves; Passeriformes; Pipridae. Gene Ontology annotation, cellular component: nucleus. The transcript has 18 exons. Gene Ontology annotation, molecular function: DNA translocase activity; ATP binding; ATP-dependent chromatin remodeler activity. Bases 81 to 2318 code for a protein of 745 amino acids.
GGGCCGGCCCGCCGCUUUUCCCGCCAUCGGCGCGGCGCGCGCGGGCCGGGACUGGGGCCGGGAUCAGGAUCCGUGAGGCGAUGAGGAGGAGCCUGGCCCCCAGCCAGCUGGCCAAGAGGAAGGCGGGCGAUGAAGAGGAGGAAGAGGAGGAGGAGGACUGGCACCCCCCGGCGGCUCGGAAGAGGCAGAAGGCCGGCGGUGAGACGGAGAGCGGGGAGUGUUACAGGUCGCCUUUCCGAAAACCCUUGGCUGCUCUGACCAACAGACCCCACUGCCUGGACAGCGCUCAGCAUGAGGCUUUUAUCCGCAGCAUUUUGUCCAAACCCUUCAAAGUCCCCAUUCCAAAUUAUAAAGGGCCCCUGGGCUUGCGCGCGCUGGGGAUCAAACGGGCGGGAGUGAGGAGUCCUCUCCAUGACCCCUUUGAGGAAGGAGCUCUGGUUCUGUACGAGCCCCCGGUGCUGAGUGCCCACGACCAGCUGAAAAUAGACAAGGACAAAGCACCUGUCCAUGUUGUGGUGGAUCCUGUCCUCAGCCGUGUUUUACGACCCCAUCAGAGAGAAGGAGUGAAAUUCCUGUGGGACUGUGUGACGAGCCGGCGGAUCCCCGGGAGUCAUGGCUGUAUCAUGGCAGACGAAAUGGGGCUGGGCAAAACUCUGCAGUGCAUCACACUCAUGUGGACGCUCCUCCGGCAGAGCCCGGACUGCAAACCUGAAAUCGAGAAAGCCGUGGUGGUGUCUCCCUCCAGCCUGGUGAGAAACUGGUACAACGAGGUGGAGAAAUGGCUGGGGGGAAGGAUCCAGCCACUGGCCAUUGAUGGAGGCUCCAAAGAAGAGAUUGACCGUAAACUAGUUGGCUUUAUGAACCAGCGUGGCCUGCGAGUGCCUUCACCCAUCCUGAUCAUCUCCUAUGAAACCUUCCGACUCCACGCCGAGGUGUUGCAGAAGGGCAGUGUUGGGCUGGUCAUAUGUGAUGAGGGCCAUAGACUGAAGAACUCUGAAAACCAAACUUACCAAGCUCUCAACAGCUUAAACACACCUCGACGAGUCCUGAUCUCGGGCACCCCCAUUCAGAACGACCUGCUUGAGUAUUUCAGCCUGGUGCACUUCGUCAAUUCGGGCAUCCUUGGGACUGCACAGGAAUUUAAAAGACAUUUUGAAAUGCCCAUCUUGAAAGGCAGAGAUGCGGAUGCAAGUGAAGCUGAGAGACACAAGGGAGAAGAGAGGCUUAAAGAGCUGAUCAGUAUUGUGAACAGAUGUUUAAUUCGAAGAACUUCAGACAUCCUGUCCAAAUACCUGCCAGUGAAGAUUGAGCAGGUGGUCUGCUGCAGACUGACACCUCUGCAGGCUGAGCUGUACAAGAACUUCCUGAAGCAAGCCAAGCCAGUGGAGGAGCUGAAGGAGGGCAAAAUCAGUGUGUCAUCUCUCUCUUCCAUCACUUCCUUGAAGAAGCUCUGUAAUCACCCUGCUCUUAUCCAUGAUAAGUGUGUGGAAGAGGAAGAAGGAUUUAUGGGAGCCCUGGACUUGUUCCCUGCUGGCUACAGCACCAAAUCUGUGGAGCCCCAGCUUUCAGGAAAGAUGCUGGUUCUGGAUUACAUCCUUGCUGUCACCAAAAGCACCAGUAGUGACAAGGUGGUUUUAGUGUCUAACUACACUCAGACACUGGAUCUAUUUGAAAAGCUCUGCAGGAGCAGAAGGUAUUUAUAUGUCCGGCUGGACGGCACCAUGUCCAUUAAAAAGAGAGCAAAGAUUGUGGAGCGAUUCAACAGCCCCUCGAGCCCCGAGUUCAUCUUCAUGUUAAGCAGCAAAGCAGGUGGCUGUGGUUUGAACCUGAUUGGGGCCAACAGGCUGGUGAUGUUCGACCCCGACUGGAAUCCGGCCAACGAUGAGCAGGCCAUGGCUCGCGUGUGGCGGGACGGCCAGAAGAAGAUGUGCUACAUCUACCGACUGCUUUCGACAGGGACCAUAGAGGAGAAGAUAUUCCAACGCCAGACCCACAAGAAGGCCCUCAGCAGCUGUGUGGUGGAUGAAGAGCAGGAUGUAGAAAGGCACUUCUCCCUUGGGGAGCUGAAGGAGCUCUUCACACUGAAUGAGACCACCACCAGUGACACCCAUGACAAGAUCAAGUGCCGCCGCUGUGUGAACGGGCACCAGGUACGGCCCCCUCCCGAAGGCUCCGACUGCACCUCGGACCUGUCCCAGUGGCACCACUGUGCGGAUAAGCGGGGGCUGCAGGACUCCGUGCUGAAGGCUGCCUGGGACGCCGCCGUCACCUUCACUUUCCAUCAUCACUCCCAUGAGGAGCAGCGAGGGAUUCCCUAACAGGUUACUGUCCCCUGUGGGGGCAAGUUUAAUCCCUUUCAAGGAAAGGGGCAGUGGGUAGCUGUGCCUGCUGGACUGUUGUGUGGCUGUGGAAUAGCAGAACAGCGUGGCUUUGAGCGGCUGGAAGGGCCCUUGGCAGUGUUCAGUUUACUGCAACAGCAAGGAGUCCGUGGCUUUUUCUCUGCUGUUGUAUUGUGUGCCUGAAAAACAUCCCCUUGGGAACUGGGAAUAACAGGACCUUGCAUGCUUGAUCUGA